CCUAUGCGUAUAUAUGUCCUCGAAACAACCUGACAUAUCCCGUCAAGCUGGACGGGCAUAUCGAACACACCUAGGGCUGCUGACAUUACCGAGAAGACUCCUAUAUCUCCACGGUCGGUAUAUAAACCGCCUUCCCAAUUGCACACGCUACGUAGUUCAAACGCGGGAUAUCCUGCUCGCUCUCGCGCGCCCCCUUCUUGUUCCCUCGAUAUCUAUAUCUUCCCUCGAUCUCCCCACUUUUUGGCCGCAUCUCUGCCGAUUCUUCGCCCGCCACCUUGGGAAACACCGAUCGAUCGACGGACCUGUGGCUGUAUAUACCUUUCUCCGGCUCUCCGCCUCUCUUCAUGGCUUCCCCGUGAAGGCCAGCUCCCGGGAAUCAGGAGCCAGAGAGAUAAUACACUGGAGUGCGCGGUUGGUCCUGGCACAUCGCAUCGUAUGCUAGCCCUAGCCGAGGCUCGCAAGCGAUCCGCCGAGCUUCUCGUUUAAAUCCGUCCUCCGAUCGAUCGAUCGAGCAGCAGAGCUAGCUCCCUGUCGUUCAUGUCGAGGGGUUUUGGCCUUGCCGCGUAGUGGCGUUGUACGCUUGCGUUUUGUUGCGUUCGGUGGCGACAACGGAGCUCGGACAUGAAGGGCGGGGUCGUCGACGACUUGAGGGUUAUGUUGGCGAGGAAGGAGUCCUCCACCUGCCUCGCCAGGUCAGUGAUGUUCCUCGUGAUCUUCGCGGUCGGCGUGAUCGCCGGCCUCUGGACGGCCACCGGGCCGCGCACCCAGUACAGCAGGACCUACAACAGCAUCGUCUUCCCCAGCACCACCACCACCGUCUACGCCGAGGCCGGCGCCGAGGCGGAGGCCGGCUUCGCCGAGUUCGUGGCCCCCACGCAGCUCAUGCACGACAUGACGGACGACCAGCUCUUCUGGCGCGCCUCCAUGGUGCCGGUGGACGCCCAGUAUCCGUUCAAGCGCGUGCCCAAGGUGGCCUUCAUGUUCCUCACCGGCAGCGGCGAGCUGCCGCUCGCGCCGCUCUGGGAGCGCUUCUUCCGCGGCCACGAGGACCGCUUCUCCGUCUACGUCCACGCGCCGCCGGGAGUGACGGUGAACGUCUCCGCCGACUCGCCCUUCUACGGCCGUCAAAUCCCAAGCCAGGAGACCGCGUGGGGAUCGAUAUCGCUGAUGGACGCGGAGAAGCGGCUGCUGGCGAACGCGCUGCUGGACUUCUCCAACGAGCGCUUCGUGCUGCUCUCCGAGAGCUGCAUCCCGCUGCACAGCUUCCGGGCGGUCUACGACUACCUCGUCGGAUCGCGGCACAGCUUCGUGGAGGUCUACUUCCAGCAGACCAAGCAGUGCCAGGGCCGGUACAGCCGCCGCAUGGCGCCGGCCAUCAGGCUGCCGCAGUGGAGGAAAGGGUCCCAGUGGUUCGAGCUCAACCGCGACCUGGCCAUCAGCGUGCUCGCCGACACCAAGUACUACCCGCUCUUCCGGCGGCACUGCCGGCCGUCGUGCUACCCGGACGAGCACUACCUCCCGACCACCGUGGACAUGCUGCACGGCGCCCGGAACGCCAACCGCACGGUGACGUACGUCGACUGGACCAAGGGCGGCGCCCACCCGGCCAAGUACACGGCCAGCAACGUGACGGCGGCGGCGAUCCAGGGCAUCAGGCGGAGGAGGUGGAAAGGCGACAGGCCCUCCUGCUACUACAACGACAGGCCGACGUCGAUGUGCUUCCUGUUCGCAAGGAAGUUCGCGCCCGACACGCUCGGGCCCCUGCUCAACAUGUCGUCGGCGGUCAUGGGUUACUAGCCAGUCUCCGCCGCCGCCCGCCGGCGAUGAUCGGAUCGGAUGUUUGUAACUUAGGACGUUGUCGUGGACAGAAGGUGCUUCUCUUCAUUUGCCGGCAUCUUGUCGAAUUUGCUACA
Messenger RNA from Hordeum vulgare subsp. vulgare (domesticated barley), 1913 nucleotides. RefSeq names its product glycosyltransferase BC10-like. Bases 622 to 1797 code for a protein of 391 amino acids. Lineage: Eukaryota; Viridiplantae; Streptophyta; Magnoliopsida; Poales; Poaceae. Gene Ontology annotation, cellular component: membrane. The transcript is spliced from 2 exons. Gene Ontology annotation, molecular function: glycosyltransferase activity. The record is from RefSeq and is a predicted model, not a curated record.